AGUGUUCACACAGCUGCUGUUGAUUCAGUCCUGUGCAGCCACAGAGCAGCAGUGUAUUCAGCACACUUCAGCUACACACACACACACACACACGCACACACUCUCCAGCUACACACACUCCUCAGCUACACACACUCAGCCAUGGUUCUCUACCAUAAGGAGUUUGAGCAGGCCGGGAAGCGCACCGGGCUGCAGAUCUGGAGGAUUGAGAACAUGGAGCUGGCUCCAGUGCCCGAGAGCCUGCACGGGAACUUCUACGUGGGGGAUGCCUACCUGAUCCUGCGCACUGUCAAACAGAAGGACGUCUCCUUCUACGACCUGCACUUCUGGCUGGGUAAAGAGUGCACUCAGGAUGAGAGUACAGCUGCAGCCAUCUUCACAGUCCAGAUGGAUGAUUAUCUUGGUGGUAAACCUGUUCAGUAUCGUGAACUCCAGGGCUGUGAAUCCACUGCUUUUACCAGCUACUUUAAAGGAGGAAUCACAUACAAAACAGGAGGCGUGUCGUCGGGUUUCCAGCAUGUGGUCACCAACGACCUCAGCGCACAACGACUGUUCCACAUCAAGGGCCGCAGAACGGUCAGGGCCACACAGGUGCCGCUGGACUGGAACAGCUUUAACACUGGUGACUGCUUUAUAGUGGACCUGGGAGCGAUUAUAUACCAGUGGUGUGGAUCAAAGUGCAACAGGUUCGAGCGACUGAAGGCAACCCAGGUGGCCAACAGUAUUCGUGAUAAUGAGCGCAAUGGCAGAGCUCAGGUCGUGAUAGUGGAAGACGGACAUGAACCCGGGCAGCUGACCAGUGUACUUGGUGAUAAGCCGACCCUGCCGGAUGAAGAUGAUAAUGAUGACAUCGCUGCAGAUAUGUCUAACAGGAGAAUGGCGAAACUGUACAUGGUGUCUGAUGCGAGUGGAAAGAUGCAGGUGUCUCUGGUGUCAGAAGAGAAUCCCUUCUCUCAGACUCAUCUUCUGUCUGACGAAUGCUUCAUUCUGGAUCACGGCAAGAGCAAGAUGAUCUAUGUGUGGAAAGGCCGAAACGCAAACCCCAAUGAGAGAAAAGAGGCCAUGAAGACAGCCGAAGGCUUCAUCCAACAGAUGGGCUAUCCAGCGAACACACAGAUCCAAGUGCUUCCAGAAGGCGGAGAGACCCCCAUCUUUAAGCAUUUCUUCAAAGACUGGAAAGAGAGGGACCAGAGCGAGGGUCUGGGCAGGGUAUAUGUGACGGAACGCAUUGCCAGGAUCCAACAGGUGGAUUUUGAUGCUUCAAAACUUCAUGAGUCUCAUCAAAUGGCAGCGCAGUACAACAUGGUGGAUGACGGUUCAGGUGAAACAAAGAUUUGGAGAGUAGAGACUGGCAAUAAAGGAGAGAGCAAGAUCCCUGUAGACCCCAAGACAUAUGGGCAGUUCUAUGGUGGGGACUGCUACAUCAUUUUAUACACAUACAAAAGAGGACAAAUCAUAUACACAUGGCAGGGUUCCUGCAGCACAAUAGAUGAGUUGACAGCUUCAGCAUUCCUCACUGUGGAACUGGACCGCUCACUGGGUGGAAAUGCUGUUCAGGUCCGUGUGACUCAGGGGAAAGAACCAGCGCAUCUACUGAGUCUGUUCAAAGCCAAGCCUCUCGUGGUCUACAAGAACGGGACAUCCAGAGAGGGAGGCCAAGCACCUGCAGCCCCGACCCGUCUCUUCCAAGUACGCAGAAACCUGGGGACCAUCACACGCAUCUCUGAGGUUGAUGCCGUAGCUUCCAGUUUAAACUCCAACGAUGCCUACCUGCUCAAAGUGCCUGAGGGGGAGGGGUACAUGUGGGUAGGGAAGGGAGCCAGUGAGGAAGAGGAGCAUGGAGUAAAAUAUAUGAGUGAGCUGCUGCAGUGUAAGAUGAAGCGUAUCACAGAAGGACAAGAGCCAGGGGAUUUCUGGAAAGCUCUUGGUGGAAAGACAGAAUACCAGACAUCGGAGAGGCUGGAGAGUAAAACCAUCACACAUGCUCCUCGCCUGUUCGGCUGCUCCAACAAAACCGGCAGAUUCAUUAUUGAAGAAGUCCCUGGAGAGUUCAAUCAGGAUGACUUGGCAGAGGAUGAUGUCAUGCUGCUGGAUGUCUGGGAUCAGGUGUUUGUCUGGAUUGGAAAGGAUGCCAACGAAGUGGAGAAAACCGAGUCAGUAAAAUCUGCUAAAAUGUAUAUUGACACAGACCCAUCAGGAAGGGACAAGGGGACACCCAUGGUGAUUGUGAAGCAGGGUCAUGAGCCCCCCACAUUCACAGGGUGGUUCCUGGGGUGGGACUCCUCCAGGUGGGAAACUGACGCUGGACAAGCGCAGUGAAGACAGUGAAGGUCAACUACUGGCUGCAGAGGAAACUCAGGGAAGCUAGCUGGCAACUCACACGACACUUUCAGUUACCUAAAAGUGCACUUUGUUACCAGAAUUCUGCAGUUUGAAGAAAUGCAGAAUUGCCAAGCGUGUUGGAAUCUUCUAUCAGACAAUAGAUCAUACUCUGAGUCAGCCAUAAGAAAUACUGUCAAUAUAUUAUAUAAAGAGGUACUGAAAUUUAUAUGAAUAUUUUAUUUUUCUUGAGCUUGUUUUUUUAUUCAGUUUGCUUUUUUACUGAAUGUGCAUGUAUCUUAUUUUUCUGCUCUGUACUAUUUUGUACUUAUCUUUUCUGAAGUCUUCUGAAGACUAUUUUUAUGCUUAAUAAAUAGUUUUUUCAUCUCUCAUUA
Astyanax mexicanus (Mexican tetra) is the source of this 2714-nucleotide messenger RNA. RefSeq names its product scinderin (gene scin). Gene Ontology annotation, cellular component: actin cytoskeleton; cytoplasm. Lineage: Eukaryota; Metazoa; Chordata; Actinopteri; Characiformes; Acestrorhamphidae. The transcript has 16 exons. Gene Ontology annotation, molecular function: phosphatidylinositol-4,5-bisphosphate binding; actin filament binding. Gene Ontology annotation, biological process: barbed-end actin filament capping; actin filament severing; actin polymerization or depolymerization. The record is from RefSeq and is a predicted model, not a curated record. Bases 142 to 2319 code for a protein of 725 amino acids.